Tarenaya hassleriana is the source of this 1395-nucleotide messenger RNA. RefSeq names its product alcohol dehydrogenase class-P. The transcript has 10 exons. Bases 77 to 1216 code for a protein of 379 amino acids. Gene Ontology annotation, biological process: formaldehyde catabolic process. The record is from RefSeq and is a predicted model, not a curated record. NCBI's taxonomy places the organism in Eukaryota, Viridiplantae, Streptophyta, Magnoliopsida, Brassicales, Cleomaceae. Gene Ontology annotation, molecular function: zinc ion binding; S-(hydroxymethyl)glutathione dehydrogenase [NAD(P)+] activity. Gene Ontology annotation, cellular component: cytosol.
CGUCUUUCCCAAUUCACUUGCAUAAACAAAAGCAAGCAGUCAUAUUUACAAUUUUACCAAUCCCCUCAUCAUCAAGAUGUCUACUGUUGGUCAGGUUAUCCGAUGCAAAGCUGCGGUGGCGUGGGAGGCAGGGAAGCCGCUGGUGAUGGAGGAAGUGGAGGUGGCUCCUCCUCAGAAGCACGAAGUCCGUAUUAAGAUCCUCUUCACUUCUCUCUGCCACACUGACGUCUAUUUCUGGGAAGCCAAGGGACAAACUCCCUUGUUUCCUCGUAUCUUCGGCCAUGAAGCUGGAGGGAUUGUGGAGAGUGUUGGAGAGGGAGUGACGGAUCUUGAGCCAGGAGACCAUGUCCUGCCGAUCUUCACGGGCGAAUGCAGGGACUGUCGGCACUGCCAGUCGGAGGAGAGCAACAUGUGCGAUCUCCUCAGGAUCAAUACCGAACGAGUAACAAUGAUCCACGACGGGAAAUCGAGAUUCUCAAUCAAUGGCAAACCCAUCCACCAUUUUCUCGGAACUUCCACCUUCAGUGAAUACACUGUCGUCCACUCCGGCCAGGUCGCCAAGAUCAACCCGGCUGCUCCUCUCGACAAAGUCUGCGUCGUCAGUUGCGGCCUAUCCACUGGCCUUGGAGCAACCUUGAACGUGGCGAAACCGAAGAAGGGUCAGAGCGUGGCGAUUUUCGGGCUCGGAGCUGUCGGCCUCGCUGCUGCUGAAGGGGCAAGAAUCUCGGGUGCUUCAAGGAUCAUCGGUGUUGAUCUUAACCCUAACAGGUUCGAGGAAGCCAAGAGGUUUGGUGUGACAGAGUUCGUGAACCCUAAAGAUCAUGACAAACCAGUUCAAGAGGUGAUUGCUGAGAUGACGGACGGAGGAGUGGACCGGAGCGUGGAGUGCACGGGAAGCAUCCAGGCCAUGAUCUCAGCGUUCGAAUGCGUCCACGACGGUUGGGGAGUGGCGGUGCUCGUGGGCGUACCGAGCAAAGACGACGCCUUCAAAACCCAUCCGGUGAACUUCCUGAACGAGAGGACACUCAAAGGCACUUUCUUCGGAAACUACAAACCCAAGACCGAUAUUCCCGGCGUCGUCGAGAAAUACCUCAACAAGGAGCUGGAGCUGGAGAAGUUCAUCACUCACACAGUGUCCUUCUCGGAGAUCAACAAGGCGUUUGAUUUGAUGCUGAAGGGAGAGUCUCUCCGUUGCAUUAUCCGUAUGGAGGAUUGAAGAACAGAUUUCUGAAUCCCAUAAUGUUUUCUGCAAUUUUUCCUUUUUCCUAUAUAACGUUGCGUAAUAAGAGCCAUCGCGUAUAAUGGUGAUAUAUAUAAUAUGCUGUUUUUCUUGUUCGUAUGAUAAAUAAAAAGCUGAAAACUAUAAUGUUUUCUGCAUUUUCCGGUUUUAGUUAA